AUGGCCUCAGUACCGGAUAACAGACUCCCGUGGAAGAGAGUUGAACCAUCUUCUAUUCUCGACUCUGAAAGCCCUUUUUCGUCAGGCCUCGAAUCUGAAAUAAGCAACAGGAUGGAUAACAAGGCGGCUUCGACAAGUUAUCAGGAAUCCCGGAUUCUCAGUGCGCAAGCAAUCCAAGAGAUUGAGAAUGAAUUGGGAGAUGUCGGACGGGGAGCUGACUUCCCCAUGUCGAGGGCCAGGGGCAGCUCAACGUCGUCUCGAGACAGCGGCAACGGUGUGCCGCCGCCGCCCACCCGUCCACCGCCCGUCCCACAUAUUCCAAACGAGCAUCGACUGGCCACGCGGCGUUCAGAUGUCGGUGGCGGCGGCGGCGACUCCUUGCCCCUGCCAAGGGUCCGGCCAUCCCGGCCUCGUUGUGCGAGCACCCCAAUCACAUCUUCUACUACCCCGGCCGUGCGGUCGCGACAGCGCGAGUCACAAGAGCAGGUCCCGUGUGAAACUGCACGGCCGGUUUCUGGAGGAGGACUGUGUCCCGCUCGUGCACCGUCGACCCCGGCGCCCUCGACAGCGCCCAAGUGUUCAUUGUUUCCGCCCGUCCAGUCCUUCCCCGUCUCGCCGGCAGCACCUAGCUGUAGCUCCUCAUCGACUGCCGAGCCGUCAGCCGUGCUGUCAUAUCGUAGCCGGUGUUUCUCUCCGUUUUGGCUCGACGAGUUCUCCCGGCCGCUCCGUCCCCAAGACCUUGACCCGGAGAGUCCGUAUGGCUACCCUGCACCCCCGGCCUUCCUUCACAACUGGGAAACUCCCAAUCGCGCCUGUGCCAAGGGUGCCGUCAACGCAGCCACCGCCCACCGCGCAGGCAAGAUUGGUCCCCCCGUCGGCUCCCGCCCUCGCCCUAUUCCGGCAGUCGCGGUCGCCUCGACCGCUCCCGUCUACGACCCCGUCCCGCUCCAUUCUUCUUUAGAUUUCCCCUCUGUCCCGACCUUGGUGACGGGCGGCUUCGCCUACUCCUCGAUGAUGAGUCCAUACGAGGCUCAGACUUCGCUGGAUUGGCCGGGCCCUGCAGCCGGCGUCCGCUGCCCCCCUGACAACCCGCGACUAGGCCGGCGAAAUGGGGCGCGAGAAGGGGGAGAAAAAGGAGGGAGAGGAGGACAAGGAGAGUCCGCCCAGGCCCAAGCUUGCCGGUUCCCGCGGCUGGAGCACGAAUUACUGUCGGCCGAGGAGGCCGCCGCGGCGAUCACUGCGGCGGCGGGGGUGCGCAACACCAUCUUUAUCGAUAGGGGAAUCGACCUGGGGGGGACGAACGGGGCUUCGUCUUGCUAUGGGAACGAGGAUGAGGUCGGGAGAGAGAGAAGGGUUAGGGAGGAUGAGAGGAAAGAAAAACAAGGGUCCAUGUAA
Thermothelomyces thermophilus ATCC 42464 is the source of this 1395-nucleotide messenger RNA. RefSeq lists its product as uncharacterized. NCBI's taxonomy places the organism in Eukaryota, Fungi, Ascomycota, Sordariomycetes, Sordariales, Chaetomiaceae. The transcript has 10 exons. The coding region runs from base 1 to 1395 and encodes 464 amino acids. The record is from RefSeq and is a predicted model, not a curated record.